Pseudocercospora fijiensis CIRAD86 is the source of this 981-nucleotide messenger RNA. RefSeq lists its product as uncharacterized. The record is from RefSeq and is a predicted model, not a curated record. Lineage: Eukaryota; Fungi; Ascomycota; Dothideomycetes; Mycosphaerellales; Mycosphaerellaceae. The coding region runs from base 92 to 493 and encodes 133 amino acids. The transcript has a single exon.
CCAUUGAUGGAGUAGCAGUAACCACUACUGAAUAUCAUCUUGGAACUAGCUAAAAAAUACCGAUAAUACCUCUGCACAUCACUUCCAGGCGAUGAUGAAUCCCAAGAAUACCACACUGAAAGUCGCAAUGGCAUCACGAACCUUCCUCCAACAACUCUCACGAACACGAGCACCUGUGCGAUUCGCCUCUCCACCAUCCAUCCUUUCACCCAGCAGGAAUCUCCGCUUCUACAGCUCCUCUGCAGUCGAAGCCCCUGACUAUCUCAACGCCAACGAACGCCGCGUCUUCAACCUCGUGAAAGAAGGUCUAUCCCCCUCAAAACUCGAAGUUGAAGACAUCUCAGGAGGCUGCGGAAGCAUGUACGCCCUGGACAUCGUUUCCGAGAAAUUCACAGGACUACCUGUAAUAAAACAACAUCGACUGGUAAAUCAGGUUUUAGGGGAAGAGAUCAAGAAGUGGCAUGGGGUGCAGCUGAACACCAAGGCGCCGUGAUUAGAGCGGUGUGAAGCGGAGCGGGAAAUGUGGCUGGUGAAUAGGCAUGGCAGAGACUUAAGAGGAACAGAUAUUGCUUGCCGCCAUGCAUAUGCAAGUUCGCAGUCCGCGAUCAGAUGGCGGUGAAGGACGUGGCUUGUUAGAUGAGCUACACCGGACCCUAGGCCGAGCUUGUCUGAUACAACGUGCAGGAUUGAAGGGGUCUCAGAAGGGAACCGGGAAACUCGCAAACGCGGCAUCCCCAUCAAUGGCCCUAGGGCUCACUUUCACCUGGACGGCGCAUUAGGAGCUUUCGAAACCAGGCUGCCGGCUGACCGCUUCGAAUUCGAAGGAGCCGAACAGUCCAGACUCCACUUCAAAGCAUAACUCUCCACGCCCCGCGGCUAUUGCGAUACGCGUUAAGAGACAACGUUAAGGAUUGUAGCAUACCCAGCAGGUAUUAUUAUUCAGCUGCCGCCGAGCGCGUCUGGCGCUUGAUUCUGUUCGUC